AGAUUUUUGAUAAUAAUCAAAAAUGAUAUAUAGGUACACCUAAAUAUCGAAUUCAUCUAUGACAUAAUUAUAAUUUCUUGCACGAAUUGAGUUCAAAGAGAAAACGUUUUUGUAAUAAAUUAAAUAAGUGAAACAACGACUUUCUCCGCGCAGUUAAAAUUUAUCGCAGUUAUCACUGUGUAGAUAAAAAGCUUCGUCGGUAUUAAUAUACUCAGAACUUUUUUUGAUAUAUAUAAAAAAAUUUUCUGUCAGUGUUGGAAUGCGAUUAUUAGACGUUGUUCAAACAUUAAAAUUAUUCUCAAAUUUAUAAAUAAAUUAGAAAGAAAACAACAUUAAAUGUGAAUAAUAAUAAUGGCAUUACGAGAAGGUGAUGCAAAACCGGCAGCAAUUAUUUUGGGAGGUUGCGGGUUCAUAGGACGUAAUCUUGUUGAAUAUUUGCUUGAUAAUGAAUUGGUCUCGUUCUUGAGGGUCGUUGAUAAAGUUCCUCCACAAACUGCAUGGCUCAAUGGAAAACAUAAAAAAUUAUUCGAACAUCCGCUAGUUGAAUUUAAAAGUUCAAAUCUUAUUAAUCCAGUUUCUUGCCAAAGUGCAUUCGCCGCGGACAUUCACAUUGAUUAUGUGUUUAAUUGUGCUGGUGAAACGAAAAGUGGACAAACAGAUCCUAUUUAUAGAGAAGGAAUUUACAAAUUAAGUAUGAAUUGUGCUCAACAAGCUGCAAAUAUUGGUGUUGAUCGUUUUAUUGAAAUUUCGUCUGGGAAUGUGAAUUCAUUCGAAAAGAUUCCACAUAAGGAAGAUGAUGCCACAGAUCCGUGGACAUUUACGGCAAAAUAUAAAUUGCAAGUUGAAUCGGAGAUAAAAAAUAUUUCAAAUUUAAAAUGCACAUUUUUAAGGCCCGCUAUUGUCUAUGGACCCGGCGAUAGAAAUAGUUUAGCUCCUCGAUUAAUUAUUGGAGCAGUUUAUAAACAUUUAGGAGAAAUGAUGAAAUUACUUUGGGGACCAGAUCUUCAUAUGAAUACUGUUCAUGUGAAAGAUGUGGCACGUGCCAUUUGGCAUGUUGCUAAUAAAACUGAGGCUAUUGGUCAAAUUUAUAAUCUUGUCGAUGAUGGUAAUUCCACACAGGGAACAAUUAGUGCCAUUAUAUCGGAAAUUUUCAAUAUAAAUCACGAUUAUUGGGGUAUUGCCUUGUCAACUUUGGCGAAAUCGGACAUGAAUUCCGUUGUUGAGGAAAUAAAUGACAAACACAUGGGUCCUUGGGCUGAAAUAUGUAAAGCAGAUGGCAUUGAAAAUAGUCCUUUGUCACCUUAUAUCGACCAGGAACUUCUUUACAACAAACACUUGUAUUUGAAUCCCGGAAAACUCUCAGCCGACACUGGAUUCAAAUAUCUUUAUCCCAAAUUGUCAAAAGAUGCUCUCAAGGAAGUAAUUGACGAUUUUAUUGCAAUGAAUAUUUUUCCUCACUCCAUAGUCUUGUAAAAUGGAAUGAAACAAAGUUAAACCAUGAGUCAUUUCCCCUUUUUUUUGGCGUCCAAAGAUGCAGAAGAAAGCAUUUUCACGUUGUGCCUGAAAAUUUGCAUAAUAACAAACGACAAAAAAAAAAAAAACACACAAACUUUUGAUACCUGGAAGGUACGACGUUUCGCUUCGCGGACAGUCAGAAAACAAAGAUAUUUAACGUUUAUGGCCUAUUAGAAACGUUUGUGAUAAAAUAGUAAAUAAUGUACUUAAUUUAUAAUAUACAUAUAUAUGCUCCGGAACCUUUGAAAACAAAUGGCACUAGUCAAACCCAAAGGUUUUUUUUUUUAGAUAUUAUACAAUAUUAAAAAUAUUUCCCUGACAGUCUCGAGACUAAAAUUUGCUAAUGAAGAUAAGGAAUGAGAUAGAAAAAGUCAAAUCAAAACUUAGUACAACUAUUUUCUUAUUUUUAUGUGAAAAAAAAGCAAUUUAUAAUUUUUAAAAAUUAAUAAAAGUGUGUACAAUUUUAUUUUUGAUACUUCGAAUUUCAAAAAAAAAUUAAAAAUUUCUACGAUUGAGAAACAUUUUUAGAUUUACGUGACUGGAAUAGUUUUUUUUCACACUUUUUAAAAAUUUUAAAUUGCGUUUUAACUUGAAAAUAAGAAAAUAUGAAGUUGAACUAACUUUUAAAUUGACUGUUCAUUCCAUUUUUUUUUUUUUUUUUUUUUUAAAGAAAUUAUUAAAUUACAGUAAAAAUAAACAAAAUGUUUCAAAAGAAAAUAAAAUUGUUCUAUUUUUAAAACGGAAUAAAUAAAAAAAAUUUAUUAAAUUACAAAUAAUAAACAAAAUAUUUCAAAAGAAAAGAAAAUAGAAAAAUUGUUUUUCUAUAUUUUAAAAAUUAAAUAUAUAAUUAAUUUUUACUAUCUUUUCUUAAAUUAACUUUUAGUCAAAGAUUGUCGUGGAUAAAUUUUUAUUAAGAUGAAGUUUAAUGGCUCGUUAAUAAUUAUACAAGAGUCAUAUACCUGUAUAAUUAGUCUCAAUAAUUAAAUACAAUAUUAUAUAUUAUAUACUCUUUAAUAUUCAAAGUCUUCGAUAUUUUUCAUUUCAACACAAAAAAAAAAAUCGUUUAUUAAAAACGAAAAUUGCAUAAUGAAAUUGAAAUUAGUGGUAAUAAAACGAUUUUUACCAGCUUUUUUUUAUUUAAAUUAUAUGAUACAUUCCACAAUGAAUAGAAACGAAAGAUCGCAAGAUAAAUUUAAUGAAAAUCAGAACCAACUUCUCAGAUAACCAACUAUAUAUCUAUUGUUAUCAUAAUAUUGAACUUUAAUAUUAUAAUAUUUAAACAAGGUAAAAUUGUUAAAAUUGUAUUUGAAAAGUUCAAUUAAUUUUAGCACUAUUGUGCGUAUGCAAAUUUAUAAUACGAUGGCAUUUAUAUACGAAUUGUUUUAUAACAAAAAAUAAAGUAUAAUAUUUUCUCAUAUAAUAAUGAGAAUGAAUAAAAAAAAAAUCAACCAUA
Molecule: messenger RNA, 2968 nt
Organism: Leptopilina boulardi
Lineage: Eukaryota; Metazoa; Arthropoda; Insecta; Hymenoptera; Figitidae
Product: sterol-4-alpha-carboxylate 3-dehydrogenase, decarboxylating
Exons: 7
Coding region: 352-1473 (373 amino acids)
Source: RefSeq, a predicted model, not a curated record